UGCCUCUGUGUGGGUGGGUAUGGAUACAUUUACAGUGAUGAAAGCCCUUGUUCUUCCUAUCAUGUCAGGACGAGGCAAUAAAAUGGGCCGUAUUUAUAAAUAUUGCAAUGUUGAACAUCACUUGGCUCUAGUGCUGAUGCUACUAUCAUACAUGGAUGCAUCGACUGUAGAAGUCCCUACUUACCAGCACGAAGACCCGCUCACACGGCAGAUACUCACAUGCACACGCUGCCCCGCUGGAACCCACAUGAGAGCGCAUUGCACUGCAACGGAAGACACCGUCUGUUCAUCCUGUCCAAAGGAUCAUUUCACACAGUUCUGGAACUACUUACCGAAAUGCCUCUAUUGCAGCACCUUCUGCGUAGAGAAUCAAUACAUUAAGAAAGAAUGCUCUCCUACUAACAACAGAGUUUGUCAAUGUAAAGAAGGCUAUUACUGGCAAGCCGAUUUCUGCAUCAAGCACACAGAGUGUGCAUCUGGAUACGGUGUCCAGCAGAAUGGUACCUUGCACAGUGAUACAAAAUGUGAGAGGUGUGUGCGAGGCACGUUUUCCGCAGUCACGUCCUCGACAUCACCGUGCAUAGAACACACCAAUUGCACAUCAGCUGAUCUUAAAGUGAUACUGAGAGGAACCGACAGCCAUGACAACAUAUGCUCGACAUGCGAGAAUCUUCAGAAUGACGGUGGUUUAUCUAUACUAAAACAUUUCCUGCCAGACUUCUUCGCACAUGAAAAACGCCGAUCCAAACUUUACAGAUUUGUGAGACAUCAUCUUGGCCAGAACCUGCAAGGAAAACAUUCUCUGUAUUCCAAAAAAUCACUCUUACUUUAUAGCUUUUCAGAGUGGAUUAGAGGUGCUACUAUAGACCAGCUGAGAAAAUUACCAGUGCAACUCAGAGAAAGAAGCGUUUACAACACUGCAGACAAACUCUCAAAAAUUUUCAAAGAGUUAGAUGCUUCAAAUUUUGAUUGUAAAAUUGCAACACACUGUAAAUAAGCUUGUUAUGAUUUGGGGGGGAUUUGCUCCUAAAGGCCAGUAAACAAAUAUUUUGUUGAUGUGCAUUUUUUGCUAGUAAAUGUAUAGCACUGUGCUCUUUUUUGUCUGUUGACAUGAUGAACAAGCAUGAGAUUAUGUUUGGGGCUGAAAGAAGCAUUCAUCCCUUUUGAAAAAUAAAUGAACCACCAGUUUGAAUGUUUAAA
Molecule: messenger RNA, 1200 nt
Organism: Ctenopharyngodon idella (grass carp)
Lineage: Eukaryota; Metazoa; Chordata; Actinopteri; Cypriniformes; Xenocyprididae
Product: tumor necrosis factor receptor superfamily member 6B-like
Exons: 4
Coding region: 20-997 (325 amino acids)
Molecular function (GO): protein binding
Source: RefSeq, a predicted model, not a curated record